This is a messenger RNA of Ictalurus furcatus (blue catfish), 2322 nucleotides long. RefSeq names its product proto-oncogene tyrosine-protein kinase Src. The transcript is spliced from 13 exons. Gene Ontology annotation, biological process: negative regulation of extrinsic apoptotic signaling pathway; osteoclast development; epidermal growth factor receptor signaling pathway. Gene Ontology annotation, cellular component: extrinsic component of cytoplasmic side of plasma membrane. The coding region runs from base 393 to 1994 and encodes 533 amino acids. The record is from RefSeq and is a predicted model, not a curated record. Gene Ontology annotation, molecular function: growth factor receptor binding; ATP binding; non-membrane spanning protein tyrosine kinase activity. NCBI's taxonomy places the organism in Eukaryota, Metazoa, Chordata, Actinopteri, Siluriformes, Ictaluridae.
GUAAACAUUCACGUUUGUUAAAUGUAACACGUAACAAAACAAAAAGAAAGAAAUUGGGAUUAUCACGUACUGUUACGUGCGCGCGACACAUAGCACACAGGGCGGCGCGCAUGUGCAUGUGCGCAGCGUCGGGAGCGCGCACCAAUGGCUUUUUACGUUUGCAGACACUUACAUCGCUACCGAUUCACAGAACCGUAAUUCGGCCACGCAAAGCAAAUACCGUUUUCGUCUCAGUCGCCGUAGCGCGCGUGCCGUUGGCGAUGCGGAUCAGUCAGGCUGCUUCAUUCAAUUUUAUCUCAUCUGUAAAACUCCAACAAUCCAAAAUCGUCUUUAAUGACAGCCAGUGAGUCUCUUUGAUUUGUGGAAAACCAUCAAGUCGGUAAGUCCUUCCAAUGGGGACAAGUAAGAGCAAGCCAAAAGACUCAGGCCAGAGAUCUCUGAGUCUGGAUUGUACCAUAAAUAUGGGAUCCUCCAGUGGACACCAUUUCAAUUCUGGCCCUCAGACCCAAACGCCAAAUCAGAGCCCUGCGGUGGGGACCAGCAGGCGAAGCAACACGUACCACACCAACGGUGCAGAACAUCAACUUUUCGGUGGUGCGGAUCACAUGGCAAGCAUCGCAUCACCCAUAAGAGCUGGUGUCACCACGUUCGUCGCACUAUACGACUACGAAUCUCGGACAUCUGCAGAUCUUACUUUUAAGAAGGGCGAGAGACUGCAGAUCCUCAAUAACACGGAAGGAGACUGGUGGUUGGCGAGUUCUUUGACCACAGGGAAGAGCGGCUACAUCCCAAGCAAUUAUGUCGCACCAUCGGACUCCAUCCAAGCCGAAGAGUGGUUUUUUGGUAGAAUAACACGGCGCGAUUCUGAGCGGCUGCUGCUGAACAUCCAGAACAGGAGAGGAACUUUCCUUGUGAGAGAAAGUGAGACGACUAAAGGAGCGUACUGCCUGUCUGUGCUGGACUACGACAACACCAAGGGUCUAAAUGUCAAGCAUUACAAAAUCCGCAAGCUGGACAGUGGAGGAUUUUACAUCACAUCACGGACGCAGUUCAGCAACCUGCAGCAGCUCGUCCUGCACUAUCGCACACAUGCAGAUGGAUUGUGUCACGUCCUGACGGACAUCUGCCCCAUGCUGAAGCCUCAGACUCAGGGACUAGCGCGAGAUGCCUGGGAAAUCCCACGCGAGUCGCUGCGACUCGACGUUAAACUGGGUCAGGGGUGCUUCGGGGAAGUGUGGAUGGGUACAUGGAACGGCACCACGCGAGUAGCUAUAAAGACACUGAAGCCGGGCACCAUGUCCCCCGAGGCUUUCCUGGAGGAAGCUCAGGUCAUGAAAAAACUCCGGCAUGAGAAACUGGUGCAGCUCUAUGCCGUCGUCUCCGAGGAGCCCAUCUACAUCGUUACAGAGUACAUGAGCCAAGGAAGCCUGCUAGAUUUCCUAAAAGGAGAGAAAGGGAAAUAUUUACGACUUCCACAGCUGGUCGAUAUGGCCUCUCAGAUUGCUGCCGGUAUGGCCUAUGUGGAGAGGAUGAAUUACGUUCACAGAGAUUUACGAGCCGCGAACAUCCUUGUUGGAGACAGCCUGGUGUGUAAAGUGGCUGAUUUUGGACUGGCGAGACUCAUCGAGGAUAACGAGUACACUGCCAGACAGGGUGCCAAGUUCCCCAUUAAAUGGACCGCUCCUGAGGCCGCACUAUACGGACGCUUCACCAUCAAAUCAGACGUCUGGUCUUUCGGCAUCUUACUGACCGAGUUGGCCACCAAAGGGCGAGUUCCGUAUCCAGGCAUGGUGAACAGGGAGGUUCUGGACCAGGUGGAACGUGGAUAUCGGAUGCCGUGUCCGGCAGAAUGCCCGGCCUCGAUGCACGAGCUCAUGCUAAGCUGCUGGCGCAAAGAAUCCGAGGAACGUCCGACGUUCGAGUACCUGCAGAGUUUCCUGGAGGACUAUUUCACCUCCACUGAACCGCAGUACCAACCAGGAGAAAACCUCUAGGGCCUCCAGUGCUAGCUCAGAGAGAGCGGACUCUGCUGGUACGUUCGUACUCACAAAAUGUGUGUAUGUGGGAGGAAAAAGUGGGAGUUUACAGUGCAACUGACACUCCAUUGGCUACAAAUACGAAGAAUGCAUGCUUGUGGUUUAAAAAAAAGAAAAAAAAAUGUCUUGAGCAAGACUUUUUGGUGUAUGAACACUAGCCAAAACGGUACGAACAAAACCCUCUAUAGACUUCGUUAAAUGCGAAUUUUCUCCAGUUUCCAUCCAGCAGAAUACUGCCACGCACCCAGAGGUGCCAAAGAUGAUCCUUUCUCCCCCCCACCCCCCC